AUGCUGCGGCCCCGGGAUCUCCGGCGGAGCUCGGGCACUCAGACGUUCCUGGAAGCCAUGUACGGGGGGAAGGUGCACCUGGCCCGCUUCGUGCUGGACGCCUUGGACCGGAGGAUAGUGAACACCCCGGCGGGGGAGCAGGGGCGGCCCCCCCUCAUGCACGCUGUGUGUCUGCGGGAAGCCGAGCUCCGGAGCCGCUUCGUCCGCCUGUUGCUGGAUAAGGGCGCCGAUGUGAACGGUCAGGAUGAAGCGGGGCGAACGGCGCUCAGUCUGGCAUGUGAAUUGGGACAUUUGGACGCCGUCAAGCUGUUGGUACAGCACAGCGCGGACCCGGAGAUCCCGGACCGGGUGGGGAACCGGGCUCUCAUGUACGCCGCCUCCUGCGGUCACAGCGACGAGCUCAUCUUCCUUCUGAGAUCCUACAAGAGAUUCGGGCUCAGACUGGACGCCACCAACCGGGCCGGGGUGUCCGCGCUGGAUGCCGCCCGGGUCUCCGGACACUGGGAGUGUGAGAGAGCGCUGAGCGUGCACAGCCCGGAGCCCCGCAGGGGGGGAGAGCCGCUCCGCAGCCCCAAGCCGCUGUCCCGGCAGAUGCUGGAGCGCUUCGCCCGACCCUUCUCACAGCGCAGAGAUGAAGGCAUCCGGGACAUGAUCAUCCUCCGCUCCUCCAGCAGCUGCUCCUCUGCUCACCCCGACGCACAGGACGGCUGGAGGCAGCGGGAGACUCUGGGGGUCCCCGAGCCCGGAAUUCAGAGGGCUCACAGCUGGGACGGACCCGUCCGUGGAGGCUCACCUACCGCCCAGUGCAGCCGCCUGCUCCGCCGGGUCACCUCACCCGACUUCUGCCAGGGACUGGCCAACUACACCGGGGACUUGAGGAAGAACAGGAGAGACAGCAUCUGCAGCCGGAGCCAGCUCAUCCUGCCCAGCAACAGACAGGCUCUGGCCCUGUGACCUCAUGGGGACCUGUGAUGGGAACAUUGCAGCCUUCCU
Molecule: messenger RNA, 993 nt
Organism: Nanorana parkeri
Lineage: Eukaryota; Metazoa; Chordata; Amphibia; Anura; Dicroglossidae
Gene: ANKRD63
Product: ankyrin repeat domain 63
Exons: 1
Coding region: 1-954 (317 amino acids)
Molecular function (GO): protein binding
Source: RefSeq, a predicted model, not a curated record